Molecule: messenger RNA, 524 nt
Organism: Nothoprocta perdicaria
Lineage: Eukaryota; Metazoa; Chordata; Aves; Tinamiformes; Tinamidae
Gene: ISCA2
Product: iron-sulfur cluster assembly 2
Exons: 3
Biological process (GO): iron-sulfur cluster assembly
Cellular component (GO): mitochondrion
Molecular function (GO): 2 iron, 2 sulfur cluster binding; 4 iron, 4 sulfur cluster binding; iron ion binding
Source: RefSeq, a predicted model, not a curated record
UCCUCCUCCUCCUCGGAGCCGCUGCAGCCGGCGGGCGAGGGCGACGAGGGACGGGUCCACCUGAGCGCCAGCUGCGUGAAGAGGCUGCUGGAGAUCGCCGAGGGCGACGAGUUCCUGCGGCUCCAGGUGGAAGGAGGCGGCUGCUCCGGCUUCCAGUACAAGUUCUCCCUGGACACGGUCAUCCAGCCCGAUGACAGGGUGUUUGAGCAAGGCGGCGCCCGCGUGGUGGUCGACGUGGACAGCCUGGCCUUCGUGAAGGGCUCCAUGGUGGACUUCAGCCAGGAGCUGAUCCGCAGCUCCUUCCAGGUGGUGAGCAACCCGCAGGCCGAGAAGGGCUGCUCCUGCGGCACCUCCUUCUCUGUCAAGUUCUGACUGGACUUCUGUGGGCGGACGGAGCCCGCCGGCAGCCCCGAGGGGUUUCCCCUCUCCUCUUCGCAGCGGCUGCCCCAUCCCCUCGCCCUGUAACAUGGCUGCCGCGGGUGGCUCCGGCUCCGCUCAUCCCGCGGAGCCGCUGGCCUCUCCUU